Molecule: messenger RNA, 6873 nt
Organism: Adineta ricciae
Lineage: Eukaryota; Metazoa; Rotifera; Eurotatoria; Adinetida; Adinetidae
Source: the annotation of a GenBank genome assembly
AUGAAAACAAACAAAGUAGAAGAGUUACAAAUUCGAUUAAAACAAUUAUCCGAUAAAGAUUUGCAAACGAUUGGCGAAGAACUGAAAACAAAUAGAAGUAUAAGAUGUGUUUGUAUUGAAGAUCCUCUUCGAUUAGAAUCAGAAAGUCAAUCGAUUGAAUAUAUCAUAAAUGCAUUAAAAGCAAAUCAAUCAAUCAACUCGUUCGAGCUUCAUGGAUAUGAAGACUUUUCUGAUUGUUCACAUAUUGUUGCACAAGUUUUAAACAUCAAUCAACGAAUCACAACGUUGUCGUUUGCUUCGACUUCACUCACAGAUAAUAGAUUGCGGAUUAUUAUUAAAUCAGUAUCUACAUUACAAGAUCUGGUGGUUCAGAACGAUUCCUCACUUACUAUACAAACUGCCGAAAUAUUUGCUAAACUACUUCGUACAACCAAAACUUUACGACGUUUGGAACUUUUGACUUUGAAUCAAUGCGAUGAUCAAUGGGUGAAAAUUAUUUCAGAGGCAGUAAAUGCAAACAAUACUUUGCAUCGCUUGUCGAUGCAAUUUACCUCAAUCGGUGAUAAAGGCGCUCAGAUAUUUGGUGUGAUGUUAGCAAAAAAUAAAACAUUAAAAGAUUUAACAAUCCGUGGCUGUAAAAUAAAUAAUGUUGGCGCAAUAGCGUUGGCCGAAGGACUGAAGAAUAAUAUAGUAUUGAGAGAAUUAGACUUAUGUUACAAUGACUUUGGAGAAUCAAGUGACGGUGGUAAAGCUAUUCUAAAUGCAAAAUACAACUUGCUUCAACUUCAUUUAUGGUAUGAUACACUUGACUAUAUCCAUACAAUGGAAGAGUUCAUCCGCAAGACGAUUGAACGUGCAAAACUCUCGAUCAGUCAAGAAUUGUCUAAAGUAUCAAACAAACGAAGUGCUGAUAGAUCCAAAUUAGAUAUUCUUCGUGAAGCUUUGGAUCAAUUACUUGAAUCAGAUUUAUCCGAUAAUGAUUCAAUACGAUUAUUGAGUCGACAACUAAACCGAUUUAUGAAUCAUGACAAACAGAGUAAGUUUUGCAUUGAUUUGUAUGAUUAUUUGCUUUAUAUAUUGAAAAAACCAAACGGAAAACACGAUGUCAGUGGUAAUUCAAGGCAUUUUCACAAAAUGCUCAAUUACGAGAAAGAAUUAGAAUUACGUGAAUUACAAUAUCAUCAGACGAUACCAUCACAAAAGAUGUUAUACGAAUUUAUUGAUGAACACAAAGUAUUUCUUCAAAAAUAUCUUCAACAAUGUAUUUGUCUUCAUUCACAAAUCGAAAUAUCAAGUUUACUAGACAAUAUCAAUGAUUUUCUUUAUAACAAUUAUGGAUUACAAUACAUGUCACUUUCUGAAAAAAUUCAACAAAAUCUCAAAGACAAACUGAAAUACUUUAGAAUAUCUCUCGACUUCUCCAAUAGAGAAUUGUUCAAACGCAGCUCUCUAUUUUCCACAGAUAUGAAUUCGAACAAACCCAUCAAUGAUAGACUGAAUACCUUUUUAACUUCUGCUGAACUAAAAACGUUCGGUGCGGGUCCAGACAUCAACCAUGUCUUGAAAUCUUACAGAUGGAUUGUGAUUCUGGGAGAUCCGGGAGAUGCGAAAACUACUCUUCUCCGUUCCAUUACUCGCAUGUAUGCUGAAGCAAUGCUUAUCGACGCGAAAGACAUACGUUUGACGGAAAAUAAAGAUUCAAUAAUUCGUGUUCCUAUUCUAAUUCGAAUCGGUGAAUUUGCAUCAUGGCUUAAACAGAAUCCAACGAGGAAAUUAAUGAAUUAUAUCGGUAAACAUACAUGGUUUUCCAGAAGAUAUUGUGACAAUGAAAACGAGUAUGUUUGGAAAGAAUUAAUAUAUAAUGGUCAUGCUUUAAUUCUUCUUGAUGGACUUGAUGAAAUUUCUCAUGUUCAAGAAAGAAGAGAAAUUGUUAAAAUUGUUCACGAAUUUAUUGAUCAAUACGUUAAGGAUCCUUAUUUUGUUUCCGCAUUCGAUGAACAAUUAUACGGUACGAAUUCCUACGCCACACAAUCGCCAAGUAAACCUGGUGGUAAUCAAAUAAUUAUUACAAGCCGAAUUAUUGGAUAUGAUAUGAAUCCACUCGUUGGUACUUUUAUAGAACAUUACGUACUGAAGAUGGAUGAUAAAGAAGCUAAAGAAUUUGCACAAAAAUGGAUGUCGCAAGUUGAAAAGUUUGUAGAUGAAAUUUUAUUGAAUGAACAGAUUUCUCUUGAUCAACAAACAAUGAAAAUUUUAUCGGAAAAACGGAGGAAUACUCUUGAAUCAAUGUUCGAAAAAUGUUCAGACCGAUUUCUAUUAAAUCCUUCAUUAUUAAAUUUACUUUGUACAAUUAUUUUUCGAUCAUCAAAUGAGUUCGAACCGAAAUCUCGAGUAGAAAUUUACGAUCGUAUUGUUCAAUCGGCCUUACGUUCUUGGAGAAAUUACGAACCAACAAUAUCUGAAGAUUCGUUUAUGAAUUUUUUAAUUAAUCUUUCAACUUACAUUCAUUUAGAAUCAUCAUCUGGACUUAUCGAUACGUUUGAUAUAACACGAUUCGCACGUUUAACUUUAAAACAACACAAUGUUUAUAACAAUCGUGCAGAACUUCAUGAAUCUGCGGAUGAAUUAAUAAAAGCUUUAGAAUCUUGCAUGGGAAUUGUCGCUGAACGAGGUUUAGAUGUGUAUGGAUUUGAACAUUUAUCAUUUCAAGAAUAUUUUUUUGCACGAUCUUUAAUAAAUCAAAAUAAGACAACAUAUAAUUUCAUUAAUAAUAUUGGACAUCGACUUAUUUUACAUUCAACGAAUUUUCGUUUUUAUGAAUCAAUUCAUUUAGCUCUCGGUUGGAUUAGUUGGAAAUGGGCAUUGGAUGAUUAUGAAAAAUUAUGUCAGUAUCUGGUUACAUCAAAUGAAAAUUAUACUAUUCCAUUGGGAACACUUCUUCUCUUUGAUGUUUACAAUGAUUUAGUAAAAUUACCCUCAGAAUCAAUUCUUUUUACUGCACUUGAUAAUAUAUUAUUUCAUCCGAUAGAUACUGUCGUACAACAAUGUUUAAUACUGAAUUUAUUUAAGUUACCUGAUGAAAUUAUCAAAACUUGGAUGUCAACUUCUCAUUUCAAGGAUGAAAAGUCUCUUUUCAGAUUUUGUCAAUGUUUCUUAAUUCAAUGCAAAACAUCACGUGAUAAACAUUCACUUGAUUUUGUCGAAGAGAAAAUAUCUGUUAUUUGUCAACAACUGUUCACAAUUCGCAACGAAAAUGCAUCAAUUGAAUCCAUUAUUGAUCAAACUAUUCGAAGAAUAAUGUCGACAAGCUUUGCAUCUCAUGCGAUUAUCAAUCGAAAUCUUCGAUUCGAUUUUGAACAACACAAGAUCGAUGAAUCUAACAUUCAUCCACUGAUAUUAUCGGUUCUUAUUGUAGUUUCUGGUGGCAUCACCUUCCGUAACGUAUGGCUUGAAGAAAUUUGUUGGUCAUCUGAAUUCAUAUGUCGUGAUUCGUCAGUCAUCAAACCAAUUCUAAAAUAUCUGAUGAAUAAUGAAGAAUCUGAUUUAAUUCAAAUUGAAAAACUUGUCGAACAAUUUGAAAACACGAUCAAUGAAGUUGAACAAUCGAAUACAUCAAUUGAAAUUAUCGACACUUUCAUUGCGUUAAUCUGUUUAAAAGGAUUUUCAAACGUUUUUAUUAUUCGAAAGUAUCAUCAAUAUGAAGCAUUAACUAUGGCAUUUCAACAAAUUAAACGAGCAGCGUCUAUUCUGAAAGUGUUUUUCACAAAUGAACGUCUCGAUUAUUAUGCACAUGACGAAUAUUCAUUUCGAAGUAUAGUUAUAUCAAUUAUCAAAAUGUUCUUUUCACAAUUUCAUCAAGAUGCUCAAUUACAUGAAACUUACUCAAAAACAUAUCGAAAUACAUUGGAUCAACUUGAGAUUAAAUGGACAUCAUAUCUAUUCAAUCCAUCGAAUCCGCAAUCACCGGACAAUGACAAAUACGUUCAAUCUCAACUCAAAUUCAGUCAUUUCACAGAAAAUCUUAUCGAACAAUCUCCACAAAAUUCCGACGAUGAAUUCUUUCUCUUUCUUUCGUUAAUACCAGAAUCAUUACAACAAUUCUAUUAUUACUUAUUUCUCGAUCCCAAUAACAAAACUGAUUCAUUACCACCCGUGAUUCUAUUAGUACAAUGUUUAAUAUCUCUAGAAGAUCUUGAUAUACAUCAUCCAAAAUUUGUUCAUCUCCUAACAAAAUUGCAAUUCAAGUGCGAAGAAUAUAUGUUGGAAAAUUAUCUUCUCGUUCUUCGUUCGAACAAUAAUUUCGAAGAACUCAUCGAAAUCGAAUAUCAACGAAUUCAUCAUGCAAAUCAAAUCAAACGAAAUGACGAAAGAAAUUGGAAACUAUUUGCGGCAUUCAGUUCUCUUAUUCGACUUUUUCAAAUUGAAAAACAUUCCAAGAGAAACAUCACAUCUUCUCUCCUCAAUACAAUCACAAAUAUUAUCGAUCCAAUUUUACAAAUCAUCAUUUUUUCUGUCAUAUUAAAUAAGAAAGAUUCAUUGGAUUUGGAUGAAAAUCAAGUCAAUCAAUUCGAAUUGAAAAUCAUUUCUUUACUGAAAUGUUUUUCACCAUAUCUUUCAUUAUUAACAUUAACCUUCUUAGUUCUUCAAUAUCACAGACGAGAAGAAAUUGUCUCAAUACUCUUUCCAAAAUUGCUUCACAUCAUUGGAAAUCAAUUGAAAGAAAAUCCAGUUCGGCAAGCCGUGUUAAUUGCAUUACAACAAAACCUAAAUGAUUCAAUUGCCCCAGAGCAUUUGUCCUAUUCGUUCGAAUUCAAUUCCUCUUUACUAUUUCAAUACUUCACCAAUACCCAAUCAUUUCAUCCAACGAGUAUUCCUGUUCUUUCAUUGUUAUAUCUAAGAGAAUUAGCAUUUGAUGUUCAUCAUUUACAAUUUUAUUUAAAUGUUGAUUUCAAAGAGAACAUUUUCCCUCCAGAAGAACUCAAACAACCGUCAAAUGACGAAAAUAUCAUGACAUAUACGAAAGCCAUAUCGAUUACGAACUAUAUGCUUCAAUCGGGCAAACAUAAUCUUCCUCGAGUCAUUGAAGAUGUAGCGUGUUGUUGGGUGAUUGAAGACGAAGCUUGGCCAAUCAUCAAAACAUGGCUUCAAUAUCGACACGAUGAAGAUUUCAAAUUUUUUGCACAUUAUGUCGCUUUACAAUUAUUUAUUAAACAUUCCGAUGUUCCCGAUUUAGUGAAAAUCAUCCACGAAAUGUUUUGUAUCGGUCAUAUAUUUCAUGGAAAUCUUUUCUUAGAAGAAAUAUUCAAUUCAGAUGACAUUGAUUCACUUACGUUUCAGCAAAUUGUUCAAAUAGCUUAUGAAAAUCUUCAAUCUUUUUCUGGCAUUGAUAUUUGGAUUGACCGGAAAGAAACUUUGGAAUUACUUCUUCAAUUAGAGCAUGAUCGAAUUCUUGAAAAUAAGAAGAAAAACUUAUCGCAGAUUAGAACAAAAUCAUUUUUGUCAAUGAUCAGCGGCUGUUCACGUGAAUUACAAAUUUAUCUUAAAGAUCAUUUACAUUCGAUUAUUACAGAACAAAGUGAAAAUAUUUCUCCAGAAGAAUAUGCUGCGACUGUUAUGAAAUGGAUUGUCGAAAUUCAAAUGGCAAAUAGUAAUAACAACAUCUUUUCGAGAGAGUUGUAUGAAUAUGUGUUUACAUAUCUUCAUGAUCGUUCAUUUCCUCAGAUUCAAAAGGCGGUUCUUCUUGGUCUCUAUUCGGUAUUUAGUCAUACUCUCGAGGAAAGUCACGUCUUUUUCAACAUUGCCGUUGUUGAUCAUUUCGAGAGAAUCAUUCUUUCGAACAAUUUCUAUUCAGACAAUAUUCUUGCGCUUUGUUUAUUGGUUUACGGCAAUCAUUUACGACAGUUACAAUUAGACGAAAUCGAUUAUAAUGUUUCAGAUGAAAUUCAACUUUCACUUACUGAACUUUCGAGCUCAACAUCAUCAUCAGAAAUGUUAAUACCGAUUAGAGCUGGAUUUUGUUUAAUAUUUGCUAAAAAAUGGUCGAUGGAUUCGAUUUCAAUGUCAAAUGUAUUCGGAAACAAAUGGGAAAUGACGAUUGAGAAAGAAUACAACAUACUUUUACAACAAACAUUGUAUGAGAGAUAUUAUAGAUACAGAGAGAAUAUUAUUCAUUUUAUAUCCAUUCAUUCUACUGAGAUUCUGGAAACAUUUGUUACUGAACUGAAGAAUUCUUUAGAGAAUAGAUCUUAUCUGUCGGAUCCACUUCCUGAUUACAUCGAAAUAGCAAAUCAAUUCACUAAAGACAAUUUAGACAAAUUCAAAAAUGCGAUGCAAAAGAUUUCGAUGAAUGAAACAGUGCUUAUGACCAGUCUAUACAAAUAUUUUUACUAUGCAAAAGAAGAAUAUGAAUGUAAAAAUAUAAUCAAACUUUACGGAAGAUUUGGUAUCAUAACAAACGAAUGGGUUAAAAUGUUAGAAAUGACUGAUGUAACUGUCGAUGUCGAUGAUAACUACACAGUAUUUGAUCGAGCAGUUGUUGAAGAAUUACUUGGCAAAUUAGAGUGGAUUAUGUGUUAUACAAAACAUGACUUGGGUUUCAUUGUAUUCGAGAUUCUUAUUAAACUGGCUAAUGCUCAUAUUGUGUCCAUAUUUGAAAUUCAUCAGCGAAUUUCAAUUAUGGUGAAGAAGUUUUCUGCGAACAAUAACUUUCCGAGUAGGUUUCGUCACGAUGAAAUUUCUCAUUUAUUAUCAAAUCUUAGUUGCAUUGAAAAAAUACCAAGGAAUUCUAUUGAACCGAAACUUCUUCGUGAAAAUGAUAUUGACAAACAAUUUGAAAGAGAAGUUGAACGUCUGAAACAAUUAAAAUUAUCAUAA